AUUAAAUUCUCUCACAAUCCACUGACGAAUACCACCCCCUUAAGACUUGAGACUUCCCUCAUUCUUCGUGCUUCUCCUUCGGCUCCUUCAUUCUCUCAGGUGAAACCGACUUCACGACACAACACUCACUUCCACUCGACUGUUGCAGCCCCGUAAAGUUCACCGAUCUAAUUGCUUAAUACUCCUCUUUCCGACUCGUCUCUCGCUUCCACAGUCACCUCUCGUCUCUCGGUGUCAAGACUUAAUCACUUCAUCAAUCUCACAAAUUCUUGGUCUGCGAAUACCUUUGAUCAUGAUAAUGGAGGCAUCGUUGAACACCAGAUGCAAUGGAUCCCUGGCUUGGUCUUACCAGUCAUUGUUGCUGAAGCUUUUGAGGAUGAGGAUGGUGUAGGUAAUGAUGUUGAUGAGGGUCUAGCUGCUGGAGGAGGUUUUAAUGCCGAAAAUGUUGAUCAGGCUGGUGUGAACGACCUUGGGGAAGUUGUGAACGCCCUUGCGGUUGAAGAAGGUCCUAUUGCUGCUGGAGUGGUCUUCAAUGCUGAAGAAGAGCUAGCUGAGAUUGAGAUUGUUGCUGUUGCUCCUCUCAACCAACACGCUCCACUUAUGCCCUUGCAGAACGCACUAGUCGCUCCAGCUGUGAAUGAGGAUGCACCUCAUGGAUUUGAGGAUGGAGCAGCAGGGCAGAACGCUGUUGUUGUGGCUCCAGCUAUGAAUGAGAAUGCACCUCCUGUGCAGAACAACGCUGAAGAUGGAGGAGAGAUCCUUAGGAGGCCACUUAAGCGCAGAAGAAGAAGCAUCUGAAUCUGGAGAGAUGCCACUUAAGCGACAAGUAUAGAGGAGCUUUAUUAGAUAGAGUCAGUCUAUUAACAACACAAAAUGUAUUAAAAAAAAAACUUUUGAUAGAUAUAAUAUUCAAUAUUCUUUGUGACUUGUUGUUCGGUCACCAUGUGUCCCAGCAACAGAGUUGUAGAAUCUUUUGGUAAAAAAGAAAAUACAGUGCUUCUGUUUU
This is a messenger RNA of Camelina sativa (false flax), 1006 nucleotides long. RefSeq lists its product as uncharacterized. The record is from RefSeq and is a predicted model, not a curated record. Lineage: Eukaryota; Viridiplantae; Streptophyta; Magnoliopsida; Brassicales; Brassicaceae.